AAGUUACCCUAUGAUUUCUUUUGUGAUCACUUAGUUCAUCCUCAUAGGUAUGUCUAGGCCUGAUAAAUUCUCUGAUAGAAAGAGAUGUGAGGUUUUUACGAGGCCGGCAUACGUAUGUAAACCGUCCUCUAUGGUUAAGAUUCAAGAGAUAUUCAAGAGAUUUACUAUCCCAUUCAGUAAUAAAAUACAAUAGGAACAACCAUGGCAGACCAAGGUUUUCCGGGUCAGCAUACUACAACAACAACCAUGACUGCAACGAGUACAACUGUGCAGACAGACAUCCGUUAUGAUCCUCUGUACCUUCGAACAUUGCCGGGGAUGCUGAAAGUUGCCCAAGUUGCCCUAAAUUUCCUUGGGUUCAUGACAAUUGCGAUAUCAGGCACUGCAGUCUACUCUCAAGCCAGCUUCUUUGACUCAAUCGCAGGUUUUGCGUUCUGGUUCAGUGGGAUAUUACUGGCCUUCUAUCUGUUUCACAUAGUUGAAAAGUUCUUCAACAUUCCAUGGCUCAAAAUAGAGCUUGGGUUCUGUGCUUUAUGGACAGUGUUCUACCUGAUUGCCUCUACCAUGGUCGCCGGCCUCAUGAGCGUUUCUGCAGCAUUGGGAGUCGCAGCGUUUUUCGGAUUCUGCGCCAUGGUGUGCUACGGCUAUGAUGCAUGGUUGAAGUACCAAGGAGUGGUAAGUGGGGACUUGGCACAAGGCGAGCGUCACGUCCAGAAGACAACCAGCACUGUCACCUCACCUGCGUACUAGAGUGACCAACCUCACAACUGAAAAGUACCCAGCAUCAUAACACAUUUCCUACUCAUCAUUGUCCAACAACAUAAGAAUAAGGAAUCUAGACCAAUACUGGUCGAAAAACGGGCGUAUGGUUGAGUUUAUGUGGUUGCACUAAUCCGCUGAUUUAGUUGUAAUGUUUGUUUAACAUAACUACAGUAUAUUUCCAAUUAAUUAUGUAUAGAAGUGGGGAUUACCAUUUCCUACGUUGUACGAUAAUUUGUCAAAUCAAAUGACUGUGUGGCCUUUAUGAUUUCUUAUCUACUUAAUGGUUAUGUCACUUUUUUUAGUAUUUGCUAUUUUCUGACAAUAUAGGUAAGUUAACAGGAAAUGAUUUACUCCCAACAUGGUACGUUUUCUAAGUAUAACAGUUUAAAAGGCCAUUAAGUUGGCAGA
Molecule: messenger RNA, 1170 nt
Organism: Macrosteles quadrilineatus (aster leafhopper)
Lineage: Eukaryota; Metazoa; Arthropoda; Insecta; Hemiptera; Cicadellidae
Product: CKLF-like MARVEL transmembrane domain-containing protein 4
Exons: 5
Coding region: 202-750 (182 amino acids)
Cellular component (GO): membrane
Source: RefSeq, a predicted model, not a curated record